AGCGCAUGUCGACGAACCUCAAAACUCCCGUAGGCUUGACACAAGAUUGAGGUCGAGGAUCGGGCUCGAGUGAAGAGCUCAAAUAAUAGUAGCGGAACUACUGCUGCCUCUGCUUUCAACUUUCGCAAAGCUUCGUUCGCUAACGGCGUCAUUCAAGAUGGUUACAGCUUCUCGGCCGUCGCACCCGCCUCCCGGUUGUGCCCGGAAAUCGCGGCGUGCUGCUGGUGCACGUCUAUUGCUCACUCUCUACUUGCAAGAUAACACUAUCGGCCGACAGUCUGUUGCUGCGAGUAACCCUGGAUCCGAUGCGCGGCUCCUCACGUCUGUUCUCAUGGACACAGACGACAACUACAUCAAUGCUUUCGACGACGCCAAGCCACUUGAAUUGAAGGAAGCAUUGUAUCCAGGACCAAGUGUCAGAAUCAACAAUUACCGGACUUUUUUCAAAAAAAUUUCACCUGGAGUCAGCAUUUAGCAUUGCUGCGCCUCGCCAGCAGCUGCGAUGAGGACAACUAGAAGAAGUCGUCUAACUGUAGAUAGGACAACGAAAAUCCGCCCACCUUUGAAAAAAUCUUCUCAUUUGAUUUUUCUGAUGGUAGCUCUGGCAUACUAUAAUCGUCGGCUUGCACGAUGCCAUCGACCAGAAGAAGUCGUCCUACGUGAAAACGUUUAUCGAGAAGGGCCAGAAAGUGUGGGACAAGUACGUGGGACAAUCUACGUUGCGGCUAAUCAAUCAACAGCAGCCCCAGACGCUCCAGUCACCGAUUAUGCACGCCGUGCUAUCAGGGUACACAACUUCCCGACGUACGUUCAUGUCACGCACGACGCCAAAUCAAUUUGAUUUGUUUUGAGUUCGUCUUCCCUACAUCAACCUCUUCUAGGCUUCGGCACUGUCUUAUGCAUGAGAAUGAACUGUAGUGGAAGCCGCAGCAAUAGAAUAAGACGACUUCUUGUGCGUCGUGUACAUUCAUCGUAUAGUGUUUUUGUCACGCACACCAGGCUACAAGUUUGCUUAUUUUCGUGUUUCACCUUCGCUUGCCGUUCUUCAUACGAGAUCCUUUGAAUGAGUUGCAGUGGGAAUUGCGCACCCUGAUACAUGCUGGCUGGAAAGCUGAAGACCUUCCAGAUGCUUCUCGACAAGGAUGCCGACGUAACCAUUCCCGAGAAGGAUGGCUACACCGUCUUUCACGGAGCGGGAUUUCAAGGCCGGGAUCAAAUUGCGGAGCGCUUGAUCGACGCCGGAGUGCAGGAAGUGCCCCACUCUGAUGGCUACAAGGCCUUCCACCGGGCUUGUUGGGGAAGGGAGAAGCGACACACCAAAACUGUUCAGGUAUUCAAACUGAAAUUUUGUUUAUCGUAGAGUCACGUAUAUACGGAACGUGGGGCGGAUCUCAUCAUCGAGGACGCUUCUGGUACAGAAUGCGUUCUUUCCUGACCACGAUCAUGUUCAUGCAAGGACAUCAUUUGAUUCACCGUUGAGGAAUCGAGCAUGACGAUGACCAUAAUUGUGUAAUCAUUCGUACACCGAGGUCUUCAUUGAUGCUGGCGUCGUGGCUUACAAUGAGCCAGCGGCGAAUGGGAAGACGUGCGCCGAAAUGACGAACAACGAGCAGACGAAGAAGUACCUAAAAACCGCACAGAAAGCCUAUGAGGCGAAGCAGAAACAGGAGAAAGAAACGGAGGAAACGGAUAAAGAACGCGAAAAGCAUAUCGUGAGGAAAAAUCCCCCUCCCCAUAUCGAAAAGGUAUGUUUCCGAAAAUUUGUGUUCGCUGAUUUGAGGCCACAAUUCGCAUUUCUGUUGCAAGAAGACAACGGCAGAAGCUUUCGCCCCAUUAUGGAAGCGAUUUGUCAUGCUAUUGGGACUAAAGGGAAGCCGUUUGCCAGGCUGAACAACUAGCCCCAUACGUCCCUACCUAGCCUGGGGAUCUGGCCGCCGUGCCUCUCUGCAAUACAAAGCUGAUUUGUGUACACAAGUCCAGCAUCAGAAGCUCCGUUUUGAUAUGGGGAGGGGGGAUGUUUCCUUUUGAUAAAGCAGACCAAGUGGCAUGAGAACCUCAACGCGGAGAUGCAGAAGCUUCGCGACAAGGAUAUGGCCUUCGCAGAUCUUGCAUAACUUCUCAACUGCCAUGCGCGCUUGCAGAUGUUUGCCUCGUCCACUUGUAGUCCAUGGAUAACAGCAACAAGUGGCCGCACUAGACUUGAAGAGCAUAUAACCUUUUUGUAGUCGGAGGUCGUGGUACCUACAUUUUUUGGGCCGCAGCCGCUCCCACUUAAUACGCUUGCAUAUUCUGAUGCGCGUCCGCUUGAGUGCGACGUACGUAAGAAGGACGUUUGUCCUAAUCUUGCACCCGCCGCCGGAUUGAAACUUGCAUCGCGAAGAUGAAUGUAAAAAGAAAGAAAAGCAUAGUCGCUGGGUAUGUGCAAGAACGUCUGACGAAACCAUAACAAGAGUGCCCGAGAAGGAAAUCCAGGACGGCUUUCUGGAAAAUCUGAAAAAAUACGAACUACCGAAGGAUGAAGCAGACCUGGACCCGGACCUGUAG
Molecule: messenger RNA, 2544 nt
Organism: Amoebophrya sp. A120
Lineage: Eukaryota; Dinophyceae; Syndiniales; Amoebophryaceae
Source: the annotation of a GenBank genome assembly